Exophiala bonariae is the source of this 1989-nucleotide messenger RNA. RefSeq lists its product as uncharacterized. The record is from RefSeq and is a predicted model, not a curated record. Gene Ontology annotation, biological process: sodium ion transmembrane transport. Gene Ontology annotation, cellular component: plasma membrane. The transcript is spliced from 4 exons. Bases 1 to 1989 code for a protein of 662 amino acids. Lineage: Eukaryota; Fungi; Ascomycota; Eurotiomycetes; Chaetothyriales; Herpotrichiellaceae.
AUGAAUACGCUCAAGCGAAUUGGGCGUCUGCUUGCUCCCGCUCCAGACAAAUCAGAUGAUGGACGUGAUCAAUGGCCAUCACGUGCGGCUUUCCUUCUUGCAAGCAUGGGUGGCUGUGCGGGAAUGGGGAAUCUCCUUCGAUAUCCCUCAGUGGUAUACAACAAUUAUGGGCUUCAAUGGUUCAUUCCAUACUUCAUUGCGGUUUUCAUAGUUGCUAUUCCGGCUCUCAUUCUUGAGAUCUCGAUAGGCCAAGCAUAUCGAGGUGGAGCUGUGAUCGCUUACAACAACAUGAACAAGCGUCUGAGAGGCACUGGGUUGGGUCUUCUCUUCAUCGGCUGGUUUGUCAAUCAUUACUUUGUGGUGAUUCUUUCAUGGAUCAUGAACUACUUCCGGAACUCGUUCACAAGCCCACUGCCUUGGACCGGGCGAGGUGAUGAAUUCUACGCGGAAGUUGUUGGCAACCCCGAUCCUAUCGCCGGCAGCCUGAGCGAGAAUGGCUCCCAGGUCCUUGCAUAUACUUCUUAUCCAAGCACUGCUCUCAUUGGGGAAACCGUUGGGUGGACCGCGUUCAUCUGGUUUCUUUGCUGGAUCAGCAUAUUUCGUGGUGUGGGUCUUACUGGGAGAGUUGUUUACUUCACAAUGGGAUUGCCCUUGGUGAUUACCGUUAUUCUCGUGGGGAGAGGGGUCUCUCUCGAGAACGCUGGCGCUGGAGUGAAGCUAUAUUUUGCCACAUGGAGAGGAGGUGAGCUUGCGAAAGGGCAGGUGUGGCAGACCGCCUGUGGACAAGUUUUCUUUUCUACUGGAGUAGGCUUUGGUUACUUCACCUCCUACGCAUCCUACAACCAAAAGCAUUCGAACGCAGUUAUGGAUGCCAUACUUAUUGUUUGCAGCAACGUUCUCUUCGAAGGCUUCGCUGCCUUCGCAGUUUUCGGUGUCGUCGGCUAUCUACGUCUCUUUCCUGAGGAAGGUACUCGAUUGGGUAGCUUUGUGGUCGGUUUUCUUACCUUGCCUCUCGCGAUCACCGAGAUGCCUGGCGCCAACUUUUGGGCGGUGGCUUUGUUCUUUACGCUUGUGGUGUUGGGUUAUAGCUCAGCCUUUGCUAUGCUUGAUGCGAUUGCCACACUCGUGAUGGACUCAGGUACAAGAUUCUCUCGACCGGUUGUCGUCACUGCUCUGGUUGUUGUCUCCUUUCUGUGCUCACUGCCAUACUGCACUGAAUUUGGAUACUACUUGCUCGAUGGGGUUGAUAGAUGGAUCAAUGACGUUGCACUCAUAUUUGUCGUCUUUGCUGAGUGUGCAAGCAGCACUACGGUCUACCGCUGGAAGGAUGUUGUCGCAAAUGUGGGGCUUCCCGCAUGGAUUGUUUAUAACUCUGGCUACUACGGUGGUCUGGUCUUCGGCGUUGCUGUUGCACACGCUGUUUCUCCACCAGCUGGUGCUGGUCUUGGCUUUGGUCUAUACAUCGGCGGAUCAAUUAUCUCGACAUUGAUUGCGAAGACUCCCAGCUCUGCAGCACCCAGAUUCUGGUCUCGAAAUGUUUACGUCGCCAGGUUUUGGUAUGUUGCGUUCUACUCAGGCAAUCAAUUAAGGCGUGAUUUGAAUGUGAUUGUUGGUGCAGGUCGAAACUGGAAGAUUCCCACCUUCUGGCCAGUGUUACUCCGUUACAUAAGCGCGCCAAUCCUCGCCAUUAUCUUCGGGUUUGCCUAUCCAGCAUUCUACCAGCUACGAUACGACCCACUACACAUUAUCGGCUUCACUCUAGCCCACUUUGCACUCGUUAUAAUCACGCUGGGCUUUAUUCUUCCUCGGUGGUAUAAUGUUUUCGUUCCUCUUCAUCGUCGUGACGACGGGAGUCAGCCAACCGUUGCCAACGUUACCAAAGGGGAAAUGGAGGGUGAAAGAGACCAGAAUGUGGAGCGGCACUUGGAUUCUAGUAGUUCCACUCAAGAAAAAGUCGAAAAGAACGUUUCCGAGCCAGUUAUGGUUUAA